AUGGCCAUCAACUUCUCGGCGUCGUUCGCCGCCUGCCUGGCGGCCGGCCUCAAAGUGCCUCGCCAGAUCAUGUACUGCAUAUCCCAAGAUACCGCUGCCCCUUACGUUCUCUACAAAGAUGGAAUGGACCGGACCCAGACCCAAUGGGGUCACCAAGACAUCUACCCGCCGCCUCAACAGCAAGCCGCGACGGGAGCGGGCAGCCCGCAGCAAGUCCUCGGCCCUCCCACAGUUCCGCUCGGCGUGGAGGCUGACACAGUGCCACCUAGAGACCAGAGUCUUCCGUCGCCCGCACCCUCGCCGUAUCCUGCCACCCAAGCCGAACCGAGGGAAGACGAAAUUCGCCCGGAACAGCCAAACAUGGACCUAGAGCCGAGACCGGCGUCUGAAUGCUUCAACACGGACUUGCAGCAACAGCAGGCGUACCAACAGUACGCGAGAGCACCGCCCCCGGCAGCUCCACCGCCCACAGGGGCACCACCGCCCGUACCGCCCCACAUGCUCGGGGCCGGCAGUUUCUCCGCUCUGCAGUAUCUCAAACAGCCCGGGAUGAUGCUGACUAGUCUAGGACCCGAGACCAAUAACCAGCUGGAUCAGUACUCUUCGAACAUGCAGGAUCUGCGAGCAGCCGCACUUCCGGAUGUCAUCCAGCAGCAACACGCGGGUAUGAAAAAACACACCAACGGCAUGAGCGGCGAGCUGCGGUUGUUCAAGUGUUUGACCUGCGGCAAGGACUUCAAGCAGAAGUCCACCCUACUACAGCACGAGCGUAUCCACACCGACAGCCGGCCUUACGGGUGCCCCGAGUGCGGCAAGAGGUUUCGCCAGCAGUCGCACCUGACCCAGCACCUGCGGAUUCACGCCAACGAGAAGCCAUACGCGUGUGUGUACUGCGAGCGGACGUUCAGGCAGCGCGCUAUCCUGAACCAGCACCUGAGGAUCCAUUCCGGUGAGAAGCCCUAUGAGUGCCCGGAGUGCGGCAAACACUUCCGGCAGAAGGCUAUCCUCAACCAGCACGUCCGCACACACCAAGACGUCAGCCCCCACCUGGUCUUCAAAAACGGAAUCAACCCGACCCUGUGGCCCCAGGACGUCCCGUUUCCUCCAGACGAGGGAAAAGAAGAAGUCCAAUCGACGUACGGUGACGGCGACAACUCCGACAGAGCUUCCUGCUUCUCCCCGAACGGAAUGCCCGGAGGCCUACAGUACCCCGCCUACUUCAAGGACGGCAAAGGCAUGAACCACGCCCAGCCCGGUAAAAUCGGCUUGCCAGACGUGAUCCAACACGGCAGGUCAGCCGGGAUGCCCCUGUACGUGCGCUGUCCGAUUUGCCAGAAGGAGUUCAAGCAGAAGUCCACGCUACUGCAGCACGGCUGCAUACAUAUCGAGUCGAGGCCGUACCCUUGUCCGGAGUGCGGGAAACGGUUUCGUCAGCAGAGCCACCUAACCCAGCACCUGCGAAUUCACACUAACGAAAAGCCGUAUGGCUGCGUCUACUGCGGAAGGAACUUCAGACAAAGGACGAUCCUCAACCAGCACCUGCGGAUCCAUACGGGGGAGAAGCCCUACAAAUGCGCGCAGUGUGGGAAAGACUUCCGACAGAAAGCCAUCCUGGACCAGCACACCAGGACGCACCAGGGCGACAGGCCGUUCUGCUGUCCGAUGCCGAACUGCAGGAGGCGCUUCGCCACGGAGCCAGAGGUGAAGAAGCACAUCGACAACCACAUGAACCCGCACGCUGCCAAGGCCAGGAGGGACUCUACAGGUUCCGACGGAAAAUUACCCGGCAACGGGAUGUUAUCCAGGGGGUUGACGCCCACGACCGUAGUGAAGCCCGAGCUGUACUUCCCCCAAUGCUACGCGCCCAGUUUCAACCCUCCCACGCAGUUCCAGGCGCCUAAUCCUGAAUUUAAACCGCCUAACGCUCUGCCGGCCCAGUGA
This is a messenger RNA of Leptinotarsa decemlineata (Colorado potato beetle), 1941 nucleotides long. RefSeq names its product zinc finger protein jim (gene jim). Gene Ontology annotation, molecular function: RNA polymerase II cis-regulatory region sequence-specific DNA binding; DNA-binding transcription repressor activity, RNA polymerase II-specific. The record is from RefSeq and is a predicted model, not a curated record. Gene Ontology annotation, biological process: regulation of transcription by RNA polymerase II. NCBI's taxonomy places the organism in Eukaryota, Metazoa, Arthropoda, Insecta, Coleoptera, Chrysomelidae. Gene Ontology annotation, cellular component: nucleus; nucleoplasm.